AUGAGUGAAUAAGCUCCAAAUCAAAGUAAUAGUGAUUAAAAUGAAGGAGAUAUUGAUGAAUACGAUUCGGAGAAAGUCUUAAGAUAGGUUAAGAGGGAUUUAUUAGAAAAUGUGAAUCUAAUUAGAAGACAGAAGAAACUGAAUUAAUUAUACAUCGAAUUGAUAACUGAUUUUGUGGCAGAAAGGUAUGCAUCUCAUUUGCUUGAAAAUGAUCACACAGAAGCUGAAUUGAAGAAAUUAAUCGGAUUUUAUAAGUAUAAUGAAAAGAUAUUGGAUGAUAUUAAAUUGAUUUACAUUGUUUCCAAAUUUGAAGAAGAUACAAUACCUGAUGCUUAAGUUAUCUAUGAUUAUUUCAUGGAAAUUGGUUAAUUGUUCUUUGAAGAUGAAGAAGAUAGGAAAAUAUUACUUUCUAAUGAAAUGAAUCACAUCUCCGUUGGUGUGUCAUGUGAUGAUAACUAAGUUGCUAUUGUGUAUCUUGUAAGUCAUAAAGAUUUAUGUGUUACUAAAAUUGAAGAUAGCAAUGAUGGAAGUAUAUUAGUCUAUGGAAAGAUGCUUGAAGAUGAAGUUGGUGUUUAUGCCUUAUAAAUAUUGCCAUUUACAAGUGACUCUAGUAAUGUAUCUGAUAAAAAUGAAAACAAUAAGAUAGGGCCUGAACAUAUUGAAUUUGAUAGAUAAACUAAAUGCUUUAUUGCUAAAAUAGGAAAUCAGGGAUAACCAUGCACAUAUGAUAUCAGAUAAUACAUUGAUUUGUAUACUAGGAAGUCACCAGAAUCAAUUCCUUACAUGAAAAGCACAAGAGAAAAACUAAACUUAAAGCAUGUAGAUUUAAAACUGAGAAUUCCAGUCAUCUACUACCCUGAUCCAAGAUAUGCUCCAGUAGAAUCUGAGGCAUAACAAUCUCAAUAAUAAGAUGAAUAAGACGAAUAAAAUCUAUAAGAUCCCCCUAUUUAAAAAUUAGAUGAUUAAUAUAAAGAUAAUUUGUCCUAAGAUGAAAAUUAAAAGGAAGAUGAGCUAGUUCAGAAAAAUUACAUGUUUAAAGAUAUAUCCAAUUAGGAUAUUAAAGAUGAAUUGGAAAUUGCUAUUGCUGAAGCACAAAAAUAACAUGAUGAACUUUAUGAUCAUAAUGUCAAUUUAUAAUAAAAAAUUAAAUAAAUUAGAAAUAAAUAAGAAGUUUAUGUUGAUAAAAUUGUGGAUAUGACUAUGAGUGAACAUAAAUAUUUAAAUACUUUAGCAUAUGUGCAUUAAAUUAGAUUAGAUCUCUAAUAAACAUAGGACAGAUACAAUUAGAUGGCCUAAGAAUUACAAUCAAAAUUAAAUGAAAAAUCAUAAAAAUGUAAUGAAAUAAGAUAGGCCUUUUUGGAUUUGAGGAGACAAGUUGCACUCAAAGCUGCCUAUUCUAGAACAAAUAAAUAAAUACCAGAAGCUAGAAUAGUUGAAUGGGAGGUGUAAGAAUCUGCCAGAAAUAAAACUUUGUAAGAAUUAAGACUUGAUGCAUUAAGAUAGAGAAAUAUUUUAACCAAAUAAUAAUAAUAAUUGAAAAAGAAAGAAGAAUUAGCAGAAGGUUUACAUCUAAUUGAUUUUGAAUAAUUAAAGAUCGAGAAUCAAACUUUAAAUGAAAAAAUUGAGGAAAGGAAUGAAGAUCUUUAAAAAUAGAAAAAUAAAAAUAUGAAAUCUGUGUUAAUGUUCUCUCAUACUAGAGAGAAAUUAGGCCAUGUUGGAUAAAAGUUCUAGGAUUAAGAAAAGAUUAAUUAUAAAAAGAAGGAUACUCUAGAUGGAUUACGUAAGAGUUUAGGAGAAUAAAAAGUCUACAAGGAUAAAUUAAGAACUGAAAAUCUUAAAUUAAAGCAAUAAACAGGAAUUGUGAAUCGUCCUGAAUUGAUGCAAGAUUAUAGUAAUAGGAAAUCAAAUUAGGAUUAAUUAAGAGAUGAAUUAGGACAUAAAGAGGUAUUACUACUUUGUUAAUAUGUUUAGCAAAAAUUAAAACACAUGCAGAGGAUUAUUGAGGAAUACUAAAAUCAUCUAAACUAAAGGGAGCAAUAAUGA
Molecule: messenger RNA, 2043 nt
Organism: Paramecium tetraurelia
Lineage: Eukaryota; Ciliophora; Oligohymenophorea; Peniculida; Parameciidae
Exons: 4
Biological process (GO): cilium assembly
Cellular component (GO): ciliary basal body; axoneme
Source: RefSeq, a predicted model, not a curated record